This is a messenger RNA of Cyprinus carpio (common carp), 1382 nucleotides long. RefSeq names its product zona pellucida sperm-binding protein 3-like. The coding region runs from base 39 to 1346 and encodes 435 amino acids. The transcript has 8 exons. Gene Ontology annotation, biological process: egg coat formation; binding of sperm to zona pellucida; positive regulation of acrosome reaction. The record is from RefSeq and is a predicted model, not a curated record. Gene Ontology annotation, cellular component: extracellular matrix. Lineage: Eukaryota; Metazoa; Chordata; Actinopteri; Cypriniformes; Cyprinidae. Gene Ontology annotation, molecular function: acrosin binding.
AUGGAGGUUUAGUUUUAAGGAUCUGAAGGUUUCUGACUAUGGGGCUGAGGCACAUUUGUUUUGGCUUGGUGGCUAUUCUUGCAUUUUGCUUGUCUGAAGCACAAUGGCGAGGAGAAUCAACACAUAAACAGUCCUCAGCUCCUAAAUGGAUUGAAAACAGGAUCCCUCAGGUUCCCCAGAGAUUUAACCCCAGUAAUCCUUUAUUUGCACCGCAAAGGUUUCCUGUCCAGACACCAGCCAGGAGUGACUUUGGAAAACCUUCUCAAGAUGUUUUGGGUGUUCAGUCAAAAGAGCUGUUGCUGGGUCCAGUAGCGAAACUGACAUGGAGUUUUCCAAGACUUCCAGAAGAACCACAGCAGCCAAGUGUUCCUUUUGAGUUGCGUCAUCCUGUCCCUGCCAACAGUGUAGCAGCUCAGUGCAGAGAGAAUUCAAUAUAUGUGGAAGUGUUGAAAGACUUCUUUGGCACUGGACAACUACUAAUGCCCUCUGCUUUUACACUGGGAGGUUGUACUGCAACUGGAGAGGGUCCUUCUGCUCAAGUGCUCAUCUUUGAGUCAGAACUGCAUGGAUGUGGCAGCAUGUCGUUGGUGACUGAGGAUGAACUCAUCUAUACGUUCUCCAUCAUCUACACCCCAAAACCGUCUUCAAAUGGUGGUCCUAUUGUCAGAAGCAGUGGUGCGGUAGUUGGUAUUGAGUGUCAUUAUCCAAGAGUGCAUAAUGUGAGUAGUGAUGCCUUAAUGCCUGCUUGGAUCCCAUAUGCCACUACUCUAGUUGCAGAGGAACUUUUGGUUUUCUCCCUCAGGCUCAUGACUGAUGACUGGAGAUUUGAGCGACCUUCUAACCAGUAUUACUUGGGAGAUUUCAUUAAUAUUGAGGCUUCAGUGAGGUCAUAUAACCAUGUUCCUCUUCGUGUGUUUGUGGACAGCUGUGUGGCUACUUCAGUCCCUGAUACAAGUGCUAUCCCCAGAUACUCCUUUAUUGAGAACAAUGGGUGCCUAGUUGAUGCCAAGCUCACAGGCUCUAGGUCUCAAUUCAUGCCCCGGACACAAAUUGACACGCUGCAGUUUCAGCUGGAGGCAUUUAGAUUCCAAGAAGAGAUCAGUGGAUUUGUCUAUAUCACUUGUGUUCUCAAGGUGGCUGCAGCAUCCACUCCUACUAAUGUUGAGCAGAAAGCUUGCUCCUUCUCUGCUAAUCGUUGGGUGUCUGCGGAUGGGGAUGAUCAGGUGUGCGGCUGCUGUGAUGCAACCUGUGGCAUUAGGAGUGGAAGUGAUCAGCUUAAAGAUCUGCAAUGGAACAGAGCAGUUGUUGGACCCAUCAGAGUCAAGGACCGUUUUGGUCCAAUGUAACAAGCGCAAUGGCAAAAUAAAAUCAUAUUUAUCAUA